CGCGUUUGCGCACACAACGCUGCACGGCUUUCGCAGCUCCGCAACUUUUAUGUGCCCCUGGUACUCGUUGCGGUAGUUUAUUACAUUUUUAGUGUUUUUUUUGUGUAAAAGUGGUACAAAAUGAGGAUCCAGAGUUUUUUGCGUCAGUGUUUGGGGACAGCCAUAAUGUCCUUCCCAAAGUUCCUCCUAGGCUCUGGAACAGUGUGGCCGUCCUACGCGCUCAUCAUCCUACGAAGCGCCGCUACGCCCCUUUCAGGGCCCAUCAGCCUCUUUGAAGAGGCUCUCAUGGGCAGUCUGCCGUACAUCUCCAGUAUUUUCAUGUCACCUUUCGGUGGACUGAUUGUGGAUAAAUUUGGGAGGCGAUGGAGUGGUAUUUUCACCAAUUUUGUUGUUGCGGUUUCCUGGGUGUUCGUUAUCUACGGUACAACAUCUCCUAUGUUGUUGAUAGGAAGGUGUCUAUUUGGUGUGAGCGGUGGCUUGCUUAUGCAGGUAGCCUGGGCAUUCGCAGCAGAAGUAUCCGAAGAUGCCUGUCGAGGCUUCAUGUCUUCCUUACCAUCAGUCACCUACGCCUUUGGUGCCCUGGUAUCCAUCAUCCUCGGCUGGGUGACGUCCUACCACAAUAUUGCGUAUAUAAACUUCGGGUUAGCGAUUGCGAAUGCGUUUACCAUGUGGUUGUUGCCUGAGACACCGGUCUAUUUGUGUUUGAUUGGAAAACAUGAGGAAGCGUUGAAAUCGCUGUCGUUCUACCGUGCAUCUACGACCAAAGACAAAGCUGUGCUAGACGAAAUGGCAGAAAUUAAAGCCAAUCAGGAAAACAAGCAGAAAUCCGCAACUUUAGUGCCGACUGAAGAACCAGUGACUCACGAUCCUGAAAAGCAAAAUCUGGCAAAUGAAGAGUUUGUUCCUCCGGCGAAACUAUCAGCUUUGCAAUAUUUCCGAAUUUCUCCCGGAGCGCGCUGGUCCUUCAUAGUCGUGACUAUAAUCCUGACGCUCUCCAUCUUCACGGGAGUCAUCGCCAUCCAAGUGUAUGGUGGAACGCUGUUCCUCAAAGCCACUCCAUCGCUGUCGCCUGACUUGUGCGCUGUACUUCUGGCGUCCAUCUUGAUGGUUGGCGCUAUCUCUGGAGCGGCUUGCACGGAUUUAUUUGGAAGACGGAUCUUACUGAUAUCAGCAGCCACUAUAAACGGAGUCUGCAUGGUGCUGCUAGGAGUGAUGGUGCGGUGGCCAUUCGGACCCGAGUGGCUUGUUCCUGCCGUCAUCCUAGUUUUCUGUUUCAUCUUCAACCUUGGCGGUGGCAUGAUACCAUAUGUGUUGUUAGCUGAAGUAUUUGUCCCUGAGGUGAAAGGCUUCUCCCAAUCCAUCAUGAUGCUCUGGCUAUACAUCGUCAACUUCAUUCUACUGCUACUCUUCGUACCAGCCGUCGAAUACAUCGGCCUUGAGGUCGUCUUCUUCGUGUUUGCUGGAUGUGCCUUCCUUUGCACGUUAUGUACUUAUUACAUGAUCCCGGAGACGAAGGGCAUGAACCCUUAUGUUAUUGAAGAAAUGUUUGGGAAUAGGGUUAAGGAGGGAAGAAGGUGGACAAGACCAGUUUCUGAGAAGAAGUGAGUGAAGAUGAGUUUGAAGAUGAGAAGAGAGAAUAUUCUGGAGCAAACCGUCUUACAGAUCUUGAAAGAUUUUCAAAGGUGUAUGCUAUAAAUAACUCAAUGGUUUAUUGUAAUUUAUUUAUGAUCAAUUUCCUAUAUUUGUCUAAUACACGACACUUUUUCAUAAUCUUCAUGAAAAUGUAUGAAGGCUUAAGUUCCUGAAAUGAGCCGAACAAGUUCUACCUAUGUGAUGAAAUGUGAUAAAUAUAACAUAUGUACUUAUAAACUUAAUUUAAUAAAUAAUUUUAAGAUGG
This is a messenger RNA of Leguminivora glycinivorella, 1897 nucleotides long. RefSeq names its product facilitated trehalose transporter Tret1-like. The record is from RefSeq and is a predicted model, not a curated record. Lineage: Eukaryota; Metazoa; Arthropoda; Insecta; Lepidoptera; Tortricidae. Gene Ontology annotation, molecular function: transmembrane transporter activity. Gene Ontology annotation, cellular component: membrane. The transcript has 10 exons. Gene Ontology annotation, biological process: transmembrane transport. Bases 121 to 1605 code for a protein of 494 amino acids.